Rhipicephalus sanguineus (brown dog tick) is the source of this 1814-nucleotide messenger RNA. Its product is annotated as pre-mRNA-processing factor 17. The record is from RefSeq and is a predicted model, not a curated record. The coding region runs from base 10 to 1755 and encodes 581 amino acids. Lineage: Eukaryota; Metazoa; Arthropoda; Arachnida; Ixodida; Ixodidae. The transcript is spliced from 12 exons. Gene Ontology annotation, biological process: mRNA splicing, via spliceosome. Gene Ontology annotation, cellular component: catalytic step 2 spliceosome. Gene Ontology annotation, molecular function: mRNA binding; protein binding.
GCGGGCCUAAUGGUGUCAAACGCCAAUAUGGCGGCAAUGUUGUCGAUCUGCGAGUACGCCAGUAGCGACGACGACGACGAUGCCACGAAAAAUGAAGAACCCAAGGAGAAUUUCACUAAGCUGCCGCACACGACACAGUCUGUUGUUGCGAUACAGAAAAAAUACCAAUUGAAUGCAGCUCCAGACGUGGCCAUUAAGGAGUCGGUUUGCGGCGUGAAGCCGAUCGACCCUACAAGCAAGGAACUACUGUUUAACCCGAAGUUUGAGAACCUCUUCGCUCCUGUCGUUGGGCCAGAGAACCCUUUCAAAAGUCAGCAACAGAAAGCUGUUAAGAACACCCUGGCUGGUUACGUCGAACCAGCACACGUGAACGACUUCCACUUUGAGUCUCAGAGGCUGACGUUUAACAGCUAUGGUUAUGCGAUCGACCCAACUGCAGACGGAUCCAUGGAUGAGGGCCACAGGAUGGUCGGUACAUCGGAAGGUGCUUCGUCGAGCAGUUCUCUGACAGUGUUUGAAAAGACAAAAGCUCGACCGGGCGACAAAAGGAAGAAAGCGAAGAACAAUGACCCGUCGGACAUUGAUGGUUUUGCGGGACCCUGGGCCCCGUACAAGGACGAGAGACGAAACGUUAAGCCGAGUGAGGAGGAGCAAGAAGAACUGGAUGAAAUUCUUGCAAAAAGGAACAAAAAGGGCCGACGUACAGAGGAUAAGCCGAUGGAAGAGAAGACGGUGUUGCAUAUCAAGGACCCUUACGACUACCAAGGCCGGUCGUUCUUGCACGUUCCACAGGACGUGGGGGUGAACCUGCGCGCGAGCGAGCCCCCCGACAAGUGUUUCCUGCCCAAGCGUCUCAUCCACACGUGGUCGGGCCACUCGAAGGGCCUGUCGGCAAUCCGAUGGUUCCCUCGGUCCGCCCACCUGCUGCUCUCUUGCAGCAUGGACUGCAAGGUCAAGCUGUGGGAGGUGUACAACGAGCGGCGCUGCGUCCGGACUUACAAUGGCCACCGGCAGGCGGUUAGAGACAUUGCCUUUGACAACAAGGGCGAGCGCUUCCUCUCCGCUGGCUACGACCGCUACGUCAAGCUCUGGGACACAGAGACGGGCAACUGCAUAGCAAGGUUCACCAAUCGCAAAGUGGCUUACUGUGUCAAGUUCAACCCUGACAAUGACAAGCAGAACCUGUUUGUCGCUGGCACCUCUGACAAGAAGAUCGUCUGUUGGGACGUCAGGACUAAAGAGAUCGUCCAGGAAUAUGACAGGCAUCUUGGCGCCGUGAACACCAUCACGUUCGUUGACGAUAACCGCCGCUUUGUCUCCACGUCUGACGACAAGAGCAUGCGUGUCUGGGAGUGGGACAUCCCCGUCGACAUGAAAUACAUCGCAGACCCUUCUAUGCACUCCAUGCCUGCUGUCACGCUCUCGCCUAACGGAAAAUGGUUGGCAUGCCAAUCAAUGGACAACAAGAUCAUGAUUUUCUCGGCCCUCAACCGUUUCAAGUUGAACCGGAAAAAGACUUUUGAGGGACACAUGGUUGCCGGGUACGCAUGUAGUUUGGACUUCUCACCAGACAUGAGCUACUUGAUAUCCGGUGACGCUGACGGGAAGCUGUAUGUUUGGGACUGGAAGACAACAAAGUUAUACACCAAGUUCAAGGCCCACGAUGCUGUUUGCAUCAGCGCGUUAUGGCAUCCACAUGAAACGUCAAAGGUGGCCACUGCUGGCUGGGACGGCACCAUCAAGUUCUGGGACUGAGCACUUUGCAAAACAUAGCUGUAAAUAAAAUCACUGUACCAUAACAAGAAACUGUAAAA